AUGCCUGUCUCACACAUCACCCUCACGGUCUCUCACCUGCCGACCUCAACGUCCUUCUUCUUAUCAUGUCUGCAACCAUUGGGAUACCAAUUCAUUGGGCGGCAUGACGACUACAUAGGUUUCGGUCAGAAGCAGGGGGAGCCUGCUGACUUCUGGAUGACUGAGACCAAGCCUGGAACUCCUCCAGGUGCAGUUCAUGUCGCCUUCCCAGCCCCGUCGAAAGACGCAGUAGGCUCGUUCUUCAUAAGCGCUCUCAAAGCAGGCGCGAAGAUACAUGGGGAACCCAAGGAGCGAGAUUCGACUUCUGGGUACUUCAGCGCAGCCGUUGUCGACUUCGAUGGUAACAGCAUUGAAGCCGUGUACCGGCCCGAGGUGUCCUCCGCUGCAUCGGCGGUCAGCGGGCCCACGAUGGCUCUGCUGGAGGAUUCCAAUCGAUCUGUGGUUUCGAAGGCAAGCAGCCGAGCUAGCACCGUCAAGGCAGAGAGUGUCGCACCGAGAUCCGAAGCAGGAUCCGUGGCUAGGUCCGUGGCCAGAUCUGAGGCCAAGUCUCGUGCACCCACGACCGUUUCAAAGGCACCUACAGCCGUUUCCAAGGCGCCUACGGCCGUUGAGCGGUCUGCUCCAACUGUCGUUUCCCGCGCUCAACCCCCGCAGACGUCGUACAUUGUGCAAACGGUCCCGGCCCCAGCCGACGACGGUAGCAAAGCAGCCAAGACAAUCGUUGGUACGCUCAUUGGCGCCGCUGCUGGUGCUGCGAUCGCAUAUGCAAUGGUUAAAGGUGACUCGCAGUCAACCGAAGAGCCAAGGAGCCAGCCUCAGCAAUUCCCUACGGAUUUCCCACAGAUCAAGGCUGCAGCUCAGUCUUUCUUCGGUGCUGGCAACAACAACAAUAAUGCCCCCCAAGAGCAAGAGCUCCAGCAGUUCCGCGCCAUCGAAGCACCACCACCACCUCGCAGCGUCUACUCGGCUGCCUCAGGCCCGCGGUCUACGAUCUCUCGCAGUGUGACUUCCAAGAACCCACGUGCCAGCACCAUCUACGAGGGCACCGAAUUCCACGGUGACAACAUGCGCCGUGCCUCCGAGGGCUCAGUCUACACUAUCCCCGAGGACGCCCCGCUCCGCGCUAUUGAGUACCCGCCCGCCAGCGCCGCCUCCCAGCAGCGGUAUCCUUGUGCUCCUUCGACUUUCAUCAGCAGCUACCACGAGGAUAUGCCACGCCAUAUGUCGACCGGCAGCGUGCAUAGCGCGCAUAGCGCCUCGACCGUGAAAGCCGGCUCUGCGACUCGGCGCCACAGCACCGAUGACAGGGACACCUACUCAUCCGUCAGUCACCGCAGCCAAAGCGUGCACAGUCAUCACAGCCAGCAGUCGCACCGCUCGGUUCGCACCUCCUCGCACGCUGGCAAAGACAAGGACAAUGCCAGCGUUGCGUCAUCAAAGUCUGCGCGCAACAUCCCGCUCCCGGUGACCUCGACACCCAGCUUCUACUCUAGCUCGAGCAUCCACAGCAAAGACAUCGCUAUUGGACCUAAAGACUCCUACGUCAGCCCCAGUGACCACUACGGGCCGAAGGAUUCGUAUAUCUCCGCACGUCAUGUAUUGCUGCCCGAAAGUGUGCUCGACGUUGAUGUUGAAUCCAAUGUGUCGCCCGAUGAUUCGAUCAGCCAGGCUGGCGGACGAUCCAACCAUUCCCACCGCUCGCACCGCUCGCACCGCUCUAGUCAUUCCAAGCGGGAGCCUAGCGUGCACUCCAAGUCCGGUUCCAAGUUCGAUGAGGCUGUGAGACCCGCUGAUUCUGUUAGUCAGGUGUCUCGGGCCUCUCAGCGGACUGUCAAGGCUGAAGGCAGCAAGGCUGGCUCCAAGGUUGGUGGCAGUCGUCGUGGUAGUCAGGUUGCAUGA
Penicillium salamii is the source of this 1899-nucleotide messenger RNA. NCBI's taxonomy places the organism in Eukaryota, Fungi, Ascomycota, Eurotiomycetes, Eurotiales, Aspergillaceae. The record is from the annotation of a GenBank genome assembly.